Hordeum vulgare subsp. vulgare (domesticated barley) is the source of this 2117-nucleotide messenger RNA. Its product is annotated as nuclear transport factor 2. Bases 70 to 1413 code for a protein of 447 amino acids. Lineage: Eukaryota; Viridiplantae; Streptophyta; Magnoliopsida; Poales; Poaceae. The record is from RefSeq and is a predicted model, not a curated record. The transcript is spliced from 4 exons.
CGCCGCCCCGACUCGUCUCCCCAGCCCAAAUCCCCAAAUCGCCCCUAAAACCCUAGCCGCCGCCACGCCAUGGCCGCCUCCCCCACCGCCUCCGCCUCCGGCUCCGCGGCCGCGGCGGCGGCGGCCGCGUCCGAGGCCAACGACGGGCCCACGCUCUCCGUCGUCACCAAGCGCCUCCGCGCGCUGCGCAAGAAGCAGAACCGCAUCGCGCAGAUGGAGGAGGCCGUCGCCGCCGGCAGGACGCUCAACCAGGAGCAGAAGGAGGUGAUGCGCUCCAAGCCCACCCUCGCCGCCGUCAUCGACGAGCUCGAGCGCCUCCGCGCCCCGCUCGCCGUCGCCGUCGCCGAGGAGGUCUCCGUCUCCGCCCCCCCCGCCCUCGCCCCCGCCCCGUCCGCCUCCGGCUCCGAUUCGUCCGUCCAGGACCUCCUCGCGCUCGUCUACUUCGGCGCCCUCUUCGACGUCAAGCCGCAGAGCGACUUCAUCGCCACCAUGGCCGCGCGUGAGCACGAGCGGAGCAGCUGCAUCACCUACGACUGCGUCGGGGACGACACCGUGGACCUGCUCGUGGAGGGCGACCUCGACGUCGUGUCCGCUGUGGCCGCCCUCGCCGCGGCUCGCCCUGCUUCCGCGGUCGGCGUCUCCCACCGCGACGCGCUCCAGGCCUGUGCCCACCAUGCCCGCUUAUGGCUCGCCCGCGCCGACGAGCCCAUCCACCCUGGCUCCUCUGUUACUUAUGCUGCGGUGAGGGCUAAGCUGGACAGGAUCAUGGCAUCAGACUACUACACAGCAGCUGCAGUUGGAGGCUAUGGAGCUGAAGGUGUGCAGGCACAGGAGAGUAUGGCUGCCUCACCAGAGGCAUCAGCAGUGGAGGAGAACCUAGCUGCUGAAGGCCACAAGGAUGAGAAGGAAGACUCCCAUGCUACAGAAAUUUAUGAUGAUCAUCAGUCUAAUUCAGCCGACGUUCCAAACCUGGAUCGUGAAGCUCCAGUGAACCCCGAUGAGGAAUAUCCCUCAGUUGAGGCAGAGCAAGAGAAGUUUGACGUGGAAGAACAGGAUGCCGAGCCAAAAGAGCAGCAGUUCCAGCAGCCUCGGCGGUCUCAUCAGAACCAGCGUGGUGGUGGUCGUGGCAGGAGGGGUGCCUACCCCAAUGGCCGGGGUUGGCGUGGAGGCAGCCGUGGAUACCAGGGUGGCGGGUACCAGAAUGGGCGUGGAUACCAGGGUGGAGGUGGUGGAUAUCAGGCCGGUGGUGGAGGGUACCAGAAUGGCCGGGGUGGCGGCGGUGGUGGUGGGUACUACAACAACAACGACGAAGGGUACUACCAGCCGAGGAACUUCAACAACAGGGGCAGGGGUGGCCGGUCUGCCCAGGGAGGCGGGCACGCCUACGCUGAGAGGGUCGAGGCAAACGCCUAGUUGUGUUAUUUUGCUUGGGGUCAAAGGUCAUGAGAGGGAGAAGAGUCUGGGAGCCAUUUUGUUAUUAUAGAACUAACUUAGCCUGUUAUUAUGUCUGCAAUCCAUCCGCCCCCCAUCUGUGAGUUGGUUUUGUUGCUCCAAUCCAGUGACUGCAUAUGGUUGGUCGAUAAAUGUGGAAUCUUCGUCCAAAGUAGCUUCAGGUCAUGUUUGUUGGUUCCCUUGCCUUUUCUUUUUCUGUAUGUGUGAGUGUUUUUACUGGUUCGAAUGUGUUGUGGCAACAAACACGUUAAGAGCGCAAACUGAAAACAAAAUGUAUGUUUUUUUUUGAAAAAACUUGUCUAGCAGCCAUUUUGAGGUAUGAGUUGUAAUCAACAAUCUCGUCCCUUUGUUAUUUAUUUUGUGAAGCAGGAACUGAAUUUCACCAUUUGUUAUUUCUUUUGUGAAGUAGGAACUGAAUUUCAACGACGCAAGCGAAGUGUCACAACUAUGACGACCUGAUGAUGCAUGAAUGGAGCUCUAAUGGUUGAAACUGAUGUCUCUACAAAAGUGUUCCAAAAUCACCCUCAAUUUUACAAAUGAUUUUUCUUUUAAUAAAAAUUAUAUCACUGAAAAACCGUGUUUUUCAGAAAGACCAGAAUACAACCAGCAGCAGUGAAGGAAGAAUGUAAGGAACUGAUUAAGUGUUUGUCCAAAUGAUGUUCUGA